AUGGAGCACUCGAGGGCGGAGAAGAAGCCUAGGUUUCUCGGUAUCUUUGGUAUAAUCCGAGCAGCCGUACAAAUCCCUUUUAUCAAUCCAAGUUUCAUUGCCUUUACAUUCAUCACUUCCCUUCCUAUGUUUUGCAUAUUGAUACUACCAAAGUUGUCAUUCGUGCCAAGUGAAAUCAGAGACGCAUUUGUUCAACUAGAACAGCCUAAUUCCCACUCCAAUAUGCUCAUGUCUGUUCCCCUAGUUAACCUAUCUGCACUGACCACAUUCCUGGCUACCGUUACAGUCAUUGAUUGUGCUUCAACAAUAUACAAGGGCGGAGCUGGGAGGUCAAUAGGUCUCCGAGAUCUUCUGGGAAACUCCAUCAUCAGAAAAAGGUGGCACAGUUGUAUAUUUGCAUACAUUAUCAUGUCCUGGUUCUCAAAGCUGUCUUUGGAUGCUGUUCUCCUCUAUGGUAAGUCUGGUCCUUUCAGCUCAUUAAGAAAUGAAUGGGCGCCCCCUCUGCAUUUCCUCACUCUGCUUGGGAUCUCUUUCGUGCGCGACGAGUGUAGCGCAUGGUGGCAAUUGGCUCUUGUUGUUUCAGUUUUGGAGGAGGACAAGUUAUACUUCGAUGACCUUCUGGCCUCAUCAGAGUUGAGGAAAGGUAACAGAAUCAAAGGGUUUGCUCUGAUGCUUCUCUAUUUCGGUUGGCGUUGCUUGGUAAUGGAAUUGAAGAGGUGGAGGUUUACUAUGGGAGUUGCAUAUGAUUUUGUCGACAGUGGAUUGUUCUGUUUGGGAACAAUUAUGAAUUGGGUUGCUUGCACCGUAUAUUAUCAUGAUUGCAAGAAUCGUCAAAGCUGGGAGUUGGUUGCUGCCAAUGAAGAAUGA
Argentina anserina (silverweed cinquefoil) is the source of this 867-nucleotide messenger RNA. RefSeq lists its product as uncharacterized. The transcript has a single exon. Bases 1 to 867 code for a protein of 288 amino acids. The record is from RefSeq and is a predicted model, not a curated record. NCBI's taxonomy places the organism in Eukaryota, Viridiplantae, Streptophyta, Magnoliopsida, Rosales, Rosaceae.